AUGAGAACUCUGACUGUUUCAAACACCUCAAGCACUCCACCAUCGGAUCAAUUCCGGGAUGAAAUUUCAUCUACUAGAUCAGUUGACAAAUUUACGUUGGAUCCACAUUGUAUUGCAUCCAAGGCAGAUAUAUCCACCAACACGGCAAACCCCCCUGAAUCAGCAAGAAAAAUGGUCACGCCUGCAGUAGUCACCAAUAAGAAAGAGGAAGAAGAAGAUGAAGAAGAAGAAGAAGAUGAUACCAAGUUCUACCUGCUAGAUCCAAAUCAAUUAGAGUUUGACGCACUGGUGUUUUGUGGUCCUAUUGAAAGUGGAAGAGACAGAGACCCUCUCUCCUUUGACUUAUCAUUGAAUAUAUUAGCCCAAGAACAACUCGAGUACGAGUUCGGAUCCAGAGUAAGCAAAGAAAGUAUGGGGCAAGCUAGGGAAGCAUCUGGGCUUCAACUUUUACUUGAGGGAUGUGAGUUGGAAGCUGGAUCUAUACCUGUGAUUGAUUUUGAUAACACAGAUUUGAAACUUGAUGACCUCAAUCUGAAAAUCCGAUAUUUGUUAGCUGAGAAAGAAUGCUACAAUACUUUAGUUGAAUCCCUGGUGCUUCAACUAAACGAGUUAAUUGGAGAUGCGAGUUCCCAUGAUUUCGAUAUACACACUCCAAUUUUGGAUCAAUUGAGUGCAGAAGAAAGUGAAGAAAGUGAAGAAAGUGAGUGA
This is a messenger RNA of Lodderomyces parapsilosis, 708 nucleotides long. RefSeq lists its product as uncharacterized. The transcript has a single exon. The record is from RefSeq and is a predicted model, not a curated record. Bases 1 to 708 code for a protein of 235 amino acids. NCBI's taxonomy places the organism in Eukaryota, Fungi, Ascomycota, Pichiomycetes, Serinales, Debaryomycetaceae.